AAAAAAAAUCUUCAAGUUUCUCUAUUUGAAAUUUUUUGUGUUGCUAGUAUUCAUUUAUCAUUUUAGAUCUUAGGGAUACUUAAUCAUUAUCAUACAUUUUCAAUUUAUUCUUAUUUUCUGGAACUGCGAUCCAAUUUAAACUCGGAAGAAUUAUAUGGGGCGGAUGUAGGAUGUUUUUACUUGGACUUUAAUCUGGCCUAAUUAAACUAGACCAGAUCAAUCCAGACCACGCUUGGAUAGUUAUAAAAAUACAAAGAAUCCAGACUAGACUAGUUCAGACCAGAUCAAAUCAGAUCAAAUCAGCAAAUUACAAUCCAAGUAAAAAUACGAUUUUGUAUCAAGUACUAUUUUAUUAUUAUUUUUUUUUUUGAAAAAAGAUUAAUUAUCAUUAAUAUUAUCAAUGUUCAGUACAUGAGUAAUGAAAGAAGGGGGAUAAUCAUUCCAAGAAGUGCAAUCAGACAAAGAGCAAGUGACUUGAGCCAGCUCGUGAGCCGCCUUGUUUGCUGAUCGCCGAACAUGAGAAAAAGUAAUUUCCGUAAAACUCGACUUCAACUCCCUAAUAUCCUCCGCAAUGACUCCCACCAAAGACUCGCUUGACCCGUAAAGAACUUCUGAGAUUGCCUUAGAAGCAUCUGAUUCAACAUCAAUGAAAUCCCAGCCUCUUUCCUUCACCCAACUAAGAGCUUCUCUAAUCCCGACCAACUCCGCUUCCAACGGUGCUAACUGGCCACCUCAGAACUUCGAAACUCCGGCCACAAAUUCUCCGAGCUCGUCAGUCGUCCCGAACCAGCUAGCCCAAACCACUACGACUCCCCUUGACUGCCGCAUCAAUAUUCAGCUUUAACCUCCCUGGCGCAGGUCUUUUCCAAACCGAAGGAGGGGCUGGAGCAUGUCUGCUCUUCCCACCAUCCACCUGCUGCACCAAAGCCCAGUUUGUAACAUAACCUGUGACUUUACCAAAAUCAGUUUAGCAUCAGUUUACCAAAAUCAGUUUAGCAUCAGUACUAUUUUAUUAUUAUUAUUUUAUAAAUAAAUAAAACUAUUCCAUCAAAAAUAUUAGAGACGUUGUAAUUAAAUGAUUUUACUUUUAAUUUAAGUCGUUGUAAACAACUUGGAGGAGGACCGAUGAAGAAUAAUACUUGAACCCAAAGCAAAGAGUCCAUCCGAAGAAAAUCAGUUGGGAGAUUCCAAAUCCUAGUGUAAUAAAUUAUAUAACCAACUAGUUUCCCAAUCCUAGUGUAAUGACUAGUUUCUAAUAAUUAAUUGUGCUUUGGAUUUUGGAAACUAAAAUAUUUGGAGAAUAAGUCGGACUAGAAAAAAACCCUAUGCAAGGAUUCUCAUUUCCAAAACCUAUAUAUAUUUCAUUGCCAUUUCUCCAUCUCCUCACAUCAAUUCUCCGCAGUCACAAAUAGAAGAGUAGAGAAGUGAUUAGUUGAAGUUGAUAUUGUCGCCGCUUAAUUCAAUCAUUGAUCGUCGAUCAUGGUGGGGAAGAUGAUAUUGUCGCCGCUUCCAGGCGGAGGGUACGCUCAGCUGCGGGAGGGGUAUUCCAGUUUGGACGUCCUCGCCGCCGUCUGUGGGGCUGUUUUGGAGAAAAACACAAACAGUAAUAAUUCAUCUUCUUCUUCUUCCUCCUUUCCUAAAUCAGUAUUUAUCCCGAGGAGGAAGAGGAGCCGUCCUAAUAGAAGUACUACAAGUCAUGAGGUUUUUAUGGCGGCAGAUUCCGUCUUGAAAUGUGGCGUCUCCGGCUUCAAAAGAGUGUCAAUUGGAGGAGGACCGGCCGGCAACCGGAAGAAAAGGGCGGCCAAGAAAAUGAAGAAGCGGGUCAUCGGCGACGAAAACCAGCAACCGGCUGCAGCUGAGGCAGGGCCCAUGCCGGAGAGAUUCAGGGGCGGGAUCCGUCAACUGGCGGGGCCAGGCGCGGAGAUAGCGGAGGAGAUGCUGCUGAUUGAAAAGGAGAUAACGGCGACCGAUUUGAACCGCAACGAAGGCCGGCUGGCCCUCCCUUUGAAACAAUUGAGACGGACGGAUUUCUUGACGGCGGAAGAGGAGGAGCGGCUGGCCACGCGCCAGAACAAUGGCAAGAAUGUGGGCUCACUCGACGUGGCGCUCAUCGCGGCCGUCAAUGGCGAAAUCAUAAUAAAGCCGGAACUUCACCUUCGGAGAUGGGGGAUCGGGAAAAGCAGCAUGUCAUUAAUGGUGACCCACAAGUGGAACGAAAUUAAGGGCAGCCUUGGACUCGCCGUAGGUACAAAGGUCCAAAUAUGGUUCGUCCGAGUUGACGGCGAACUAUGGUUAUCGCUUGUUGUCUUGUAGAUAUCAUCCAUGCCUACAUAUCCGGGUUUGGCCCGACCCGGCCCGGCCAGUGCCCUAAUCACUUAAUUAGUUAGUAAUUACAACUUAACACGGUCUCUAUCUGCGGCAUUGGCUUAUUGCGGGCCUUUGGGCAUGACAGAAAUGCUACUACGUAUAACAUUUAUUAUGUAUUUUAUUACGAGGUUCAAUAAAAUUAUUGUUGAUUGAUUUUUUUCAUAUAAUGAUAUCUUUUGAUCGAUAUGAUAACUCUUUCCGUUCAUGCUUCUAUAUAUGUGUAUAUAUACAUGUAUUCUUUAGUUGUUAUUGUACUGUUCCUUGUAUUAUCUGUGCUUGAGAAAUUCAUAUUGGUGCGUAGUUAACUAAUUACAGUACAAAAUUGUUACUUUUUAAUACUACUGUAGUACUCCGUAUAUGUUUUGAUCAUUCUUUUCUGCCGAUGCUCUUCUCGUUUUGUAUUAUUGUACGUUCCUUAUACAGGGUAUAUGUUAUGUACUUGUGUUUGUGUUUGUGAAACUGAAAUUGGUAUUCCACUAG
Cuscuta epithymum is the source of this 2847-nucleotide messenger RNA. The record is from the annotation of a GenBank genome assembly. NCBI's taxonomy places the organism in Eukaryota, Viridiplantae, Streptophyta, Magnoliopsida, Solanales, Convolvulaceae.